UGCUGAGUUUGUCCAUUGGUUUAGUCACCAAGGCCCGUCAAAUUUUUCUCUUGGAGCUACUGAAAGCACCUGUUGUUGGUAUGGCCUUUGGGAGUGGCAAGCAACUCUUAACUGAACGGAAACUUGCGGUCGCCCAUGCGAAGUAGCACAGCACACAACUUGUUGCUCAGAGCAAUAAAAAGAAAAUGGCCAGAGGAUCUGUGUCCGAGGAGGAGAUGGGGGAGCUCAGAGAAGCUUUCUCAAAAGUUGAUACUGAAGGCAACGGUUACAUCAGCUGCAAUGAGUUGAAUGACUUGUUCAAAGCUGCUUGCUUGCCUCUGCCUGGGUACCGAGUGAGGGAAAUCGUUGAGAAUCUGAUGGCCACCGGAGAGCUAAACAGUGGUGACAAGAUCAGCUUUGAUGAGUUUAUCUCGGUUUUCCACGGCCUAAAAAGCACCGAAGUUGCCAAAACCUUUAGAAAAGCCAUCAAUAAAAAAGAAGGAAUCUGUGCUAUUGGUGGAACUUCAGAACAAUCCAGUGUUGGGACACAGCAUUCCUAUUCAGAGGAAGAAAAGUAUGCCUUCGUUAACUGGAUAAACAAAGCACUGGAAAAUGAUCCUGAUUGUAAACAUGUUAUCCCAAUGAAUCCAGACACAGAUGACCUUUUCAAUGUCGUUGGGGAUGGGAUCGUCCUAUGUAAAAUGAUCAAUCUUUCAGUGGCAGACACAAUUGAUGAAAGGACCAUCAACAAAAAGAAACUCACCCCAUUCACCAUUCAGGAAAAUCUGAACUUGGCUUUGAACUCUGCGUCAGCCAUUGGGUGCCAUGUUGUUAACAUAGGCGCUGAGGAUUUAAAGGAGGGAAAACCCUACCUGGUCUUGGGACUUUUAUGGCAAGUGAUCAAAAUUGGGUUGUUUGCCGACAUUGAACUCAGCAGAAAUGAAGCUCUGAUCGCCCUUCUGAGGGAAGGGGAGAGUCUAGAGGACCUGAUGAAACUGUCCCCUGAGGAGCUGCUGCUGAGAUGGGCCAACUACCACCUGGAAAACUCUGGCUGUAAUAAAAUCAACAACUUCAGCACAGACAUCAAGCUGACUGACUUCUACAGCAUUCUAAAGGACUCGAAAGCAUAUUACCACCUGCUCGAGCAGGUGGCUCCAAAGGGAGAUGAAGAUGGUAUUCCCGCUAUUGCUAUUGACAUGACUGGACUAAGGGAGAAGGAUGACCUUCAGAGGGCUGAAUGUAUGCUACAGCAAGCAGAGAGGCUGGGCUGCAGGCAAUUUGUCACCGCCACGGAUGUCGUCCGGGGCAACCCCAAACUGAAUUUGGCUUUCAUCGCCAAUCUCUUCAACAGAUACCCUGCUCUGCAUAAACCAGAGAACCAGGACAUCGACUGGAGCGCUUUAGAAGGUGAGACCAGGGAGGAGCAGACAUUUAGGAACUGGAUGAACUCACUGGGUGUCACUCCACGGGUCAAUCAUUUGUACAGCGAUUUGUCAGAUGCUCUAGUCAUCUUCCAGCUUUAUGAAAAGAUUAAAGUACCCGUUGACUGGAACAGAGUGAAUAAACCACCGUAUCCCAAACUGGGUGGCAACAUGAAGAAGCUUGAGAACUGCAACUAUGCUGUGGAAUUAGGGAAGAAUCAAGCCAAGUUUUCUCUGGUCGGCAUUGCUGGGCAAGACCUCAAUGAAGGAAACCGCACGCUCACGCUGGCCUUGAUUUGGCAGCUAAUGAGAAGGUACACAUUGCAAAUCCUUGAAGAUAUUGGUGGUGGGCAGAAAGUCAAUGAUGACACUAUUGUCACCUGGGUAAAUGACACAUUGAAAGAAGCUGGGAAAACAUCUUCCAUCUCUAGUUUCAAGGACAAUAAGAUCAGUACGAGCAUGCCUGUCCUGGAUCUCAUUGACGCCAUUCAGCCAGGUUCCAUUAAAUAUGACCUCUUGAAAACAGAAGACCUGAAUGAUGAAGAGAAGCUCAAUAAUGCAAAAUACGCCAUCUCUAUGGCUCGAAAAAUCGGUGCAAGGGUUUAUGCCCUUCCGGAAGACCUGGUUGAAGUGAAGCCCAAAAUGGUUAUGACGGUCUUUGCUUGCCUUAUGGGAAAAGGAAUGAAGAAGGUAUAAGGCCAAAUAGGAUUGAACUUGGAGGCCAGAACACACAUUCCUGGGUGCCUUAAAACUGAGUCCUCUCCAAAAGAACCCAGGGAAGAAUGCAAACAGCUCACCAUCCCAAAGUUUCCUACAUUUAAAAACAGAUUCCAAACAUCAUAUAAUUGUUCAGCCAAAUAGCCUAUCCUGUACAUAAUAGAAAUGUGCUUCGUAUCUUUGCAAGAAAUCGUAGAAUCUGGAAUGCACAUAUUCACAAUCUUGAAUUGUUUUGCUUAUGAAUUUCCCGGCCCUACUUGCUUUCCCUCCAAUGUGAUUUAGAAGGUUGCAGAGAGGACAGUUUGAUGAUCCCAGAAUGGCAGUUUGUGUCUUUGGAUGAUGAGGGGGUUGAUAGGAAAAUUAAAAUUUUUUUAAGUUUGUCACUAGAAGUCUAUUGCCACUGAAAUAGCCUUCUCCUUACCACCAGGCUCCAGUCUCCCCCAGCAUCCUCUCCCACAGCUCCCUCACUGAAGCCCUCUCUGCCACUUCCCAGUGAUGUCUCCCUCCCCAUCAUUCCCCAUAAUUAUCCAGCCCUCCUGGAUCCCGCCUAUGGUGGAAGGAUCAAAUAUCUCAUACACUUGGAACUCCUCAGUUACACAGCAGAGGCCUACACAUCCAAGAUAACGCACUUUGCAAUCAGGUUUUGGCUGCAGCCACAAGCAAGAGUGUAAUAGUCAGGACUUCCAAACCUCUCUUCUCUGCAAAUUCAAUCUUUCAAAAGCCCCUCUACCUUGUAUAGGUAGUAGUAGUCAUAACAGUAUUGGCCAGGCUUGGAGACCUGGAGAAGAUGAGCCUCCCACAAGCCCUACUUCAGAAGCCCUUGGGCUAAAAAUAUCCAAUCAAAGUUAUUUAUUGAACACUGUGUGGAACCCUGUACCAGGUACGUGGGAGAGUCCAGUAGGGACAGAGAUCCGUGCUUCACAUCCAGUAUGGGUUGGCAAUCUUUAUCCUCAGGAGUUUCAGGUCUGGCCUGGAGCCACAUCUGGAAGGAUGGCCAGGGCUUCACUUCUGGCUUGUAUCCCAUUCCUCCCACCGUAAAGUUGGCUCCGGUCCCCUACAAAGACCUGAUCUCUGGAAUCUCUCCACUUAUCCCAUGUCCCAUUUAUACUCCCCAGCCUCUCUUCUCUUGAUGAACAAACCAAUAUUCUCCAGCCCAAUCCUCUCCACAGAAUCCAACUCCCUUCCCCCUCUCCCCCCCACCCCCCAAACUUCCUCUGCCAAACUCCUACCAUCAAGCCCCCAGCCUUAGAUCGCCUCCACAUUAAGUGUAUUCCCUCCAAUGUUUGUGUUGUGCAAUGCUGUUGGAGGAAAUCCAGGUAUCAGGCCAUCUUUGGCCACUACAAAUGAACCCUUCCCUUAUUGCUGUUAGCUUCACUGGUUCUUUAAAGUAAGGUACACUUGCUAGAAACACCAUCCAAGGACAGAAGGGGGCUGUUUCUUGCAAAUGCUCAGUGUGAUUCUCGCUGGUAUCUUCACUUUGGAUAUUAUGCUUGCUUCUGGUGAGAUGUGGGAAGCCGUCCUUUCCCUCCGCUGCUAGGAUCUACAGUGUUUCGGGCUGCCACUUAGUUCGUGUUACUAGCAGUGUUCAAGAACACCUCUAGCAUCCCUGAUGCAAGGGGCCAAGAUGACCUGUCCAUCCUACUAAUUAGGUGGCGGAGCCUGCAGUGUAAGCACAGCACUCAUAUACCCCAGUCCAGUCAUUCUCCACCCCCUCAAAAUCCAGGUGAUUUACCAAAUAGUUGGACAAUCAGAAAACAAAGCCAUGUAGCUUUGAGGAGCCGUAAUCAGGUAGGAAAAGCCACUUCCAAACAGGUAAUGAAGUUAAUGAGCUUGUAGGAACUUUCCUUUAAUUGAUUAGAUCCUUGUUCUAAGAAAUGGACAGAUAUCUAGUCAUUGGCCAGGGGUCAGUUAGAUAACUCUGCUGCUGAUCACAAUAAUCCAUCAUUCCAAAAAUAUUGUCUCUAAAUGCAGAGGGUUGAAUUUUGCCUUAGUCUGAACUUGUCAUCAUAUAGCUUCAGAUCAUUCUUCCUCUUCUCUCAUCUCCCGUGAUGAAUCAUAUAGUUGCCUUAAUAAAAAAAAUAUAAAUUCUGCUAGAGAGCUCUAUAAAUAAAGUAUUUCCUGAA
This is a messenger RNA of Tachyglossus aculeatus (Australian echidna), 4240 nucleotides long. It is a transcript of the gene LCP1, whose product is annotated as lymphocyte cytosolic protein 1. Gene Ontology annotation, molecular function: actin filament binding; calcium ion binding. Gene Ontology annotation, cellular component: actin filament bundle; actin filament; cytoplasm. Bases 186 to 2096 code for a protein of 636 amino acids. The transcript is spliced from 17 exons. Lineage: Eukaryota; Metazoa; Chordata; Mammalia; Monotremata; Tachyglossidae. Gene Ontology annotation, biological process: actin filament network formation; actin filament bundle assembly. The record is from RefSeq and is a predicted model, not a curated record.